CAAUCACCGUUUCACUCCAGAGGACACUUGUUCUAAAUCUCCCAAAUCUGAUUUGAAUUCAAAACGAUAUCAUCAGGACAAAAUCGAUAAUUUCAUUGGAGUAUCCUUCAUAGGCCACAGCUGACAGCUCCAACAACUCUUCGCAAUGGGAGACCCCAACCACCACGAGAACCACGACGCACCUACUCAAGGGAGCGGGACAACACGCGCCAUCAUCAGCGUCGUUGACCACAACCUUCCUUAUGACGACUACAACCUUUACGACGUCAUCUUCCACACCCACACCAUCCACACUCUCCUCACCACGUCUCCCUCCCUCGUCGACACCUGGCUCUCCGACACCCUCAACCACCACCACUCCUCCACCACCACCACUGUCCUUGUCGGCCUCGACAUCGAGUGGCGUCCCAACACCCACCGCAACUCCGACAACCCAGUCGCCACUCUCCAGCUCUGCAUCGGCAACCGCUGCCUUAUCUUCCAGAUCCUCCACUCUCCCUCGGUUCCGCAGUCUCUCGUUGACUUUCUCGUCAACGAGGGACACACAUUCCUCGGCGUGGGGAUCGAAGAGGACGUGGAGAAGCUUCUGGAAGACUACAACCUCAACGUGAAGAAUUUCGUUGACCUGAGGGGUUUGGCAGAGAGCGUACUGGGUGAGAGUGAGAUGAAAAGAGCGGGCCUGAAGAGGCUCGUGGAGAGGGUGCUCGGAUUGGAGAUCGAGAAGCCUAAGAGGGUCAGUCGGAGCCGCUGGGAUAACGCGUGGCUCACGGCGGAACAGGUUCAAUACGCUUGCGUUGAUGCUUUCGUGUCGUUCGAGGUUGGGAGAAUGCUGUAUGGUUCUGGAAAUUGAAAACGGCUUUUGAUUUUUGAUUUUUGGAAUCUGUUUCUUCUUGGUAUUAAUUGGUUGUUGUGGUCAGCGCCCAGCUGGUUAAUUUCUCUUGCAAUUUAGAGAUCUAUCUACUGUGGUUUGUUCUUUUCUUUUUCAAUCUAAGAAUUUAUGGCUAUGAUAAAUUUCUAGUUGUUGUUUA
Molecule: messenger RNA, 1028 nt
Organism: Arachis stenosperma
Lineage: Eukaryota; Viridiplantae; Streptophyta; Magnoliopsida; Fabales; Fabaceae
Product: 3'-5' exonuclease-like
Exons: 1
Coding region: 146-850 (234 amino acids)
Biological process (GO): nucleobase-containing compound metabolic process
Cellular component (GO): cytoplasm; nucleus
Molecular function (GO): nucleic acid binding; 3'-5' exonuclease activity
Source: RefSeq, a predicted model, not a curated record